UCUCUCCUGCAGGUGGAGCUCACAUAAACUUUUUAAAUGAUCUGUAGAAAUAAAGUUUCAUUUUAUAAUCCUGUCAUUUAAUCCAGACUCAUCGCGAACUUGUACGUUUUAAACUACUUUAGACUUUCUCCAAAAACGUCUGAAAAAGUGAAGAAACCCGCUUCAAAGUUCUGCACCGUCUUUACUUUCACUUUCACGGCAGAGAUGGCGCAGCAAAGAAAGAGCUGAUUUUAGACAUCAACUGUUGGAGCUUCUUGUGGUGUUUGAAGAGCAGCGAACAGGAUGGCAGCAGCUGCAGCAACAUCUGUAACUGAUGCUCUGCAGACCCUGAAGCGCAGCAGCAGCUACUACUUUCUACCACCUGACAUGUCUGAGCUGCUGGUUGUUCUUCUGGGGAACAACUGGUCUGAGAGGAGUUCUGUGGGGAACUUAUUACUGGGAGAGACCAAGUUCAACACUGAGGAAGAACCAGACUUUGUGACAGUCAGAGGACAGAUAAAGGAGAAAGAAAUAGUCCUCAUCAACACUCCAGAUCUGCUGAAUCCAAACAUCUCUGAAGACAAACUAAGAGAACAUGUAGAUCUCUGUGUGAGACUCUCUGAUCCUGGACCUCAUGUGUUCCUGCUGGUUCUACAGCCUGAAGACUUCACUGAGGAACACAGACGGAGGAUAUGCAGAGUCCUGGAACUAUUCAGUGAUCAAUCAUUUGAUCGAUCACUGGUUCUGAUAUCAGCGUCCAGAGAGGAGAGCUCAUUUGAAAACUUCAUGAAGAAUCCGUCCUUCAGAGACCUGAUCAGAGAGUGCAGAUACAGAUACUUGUAUCAGAAGAACCUGGAACGUUCAGAGCUGCUGACACAUUUGAGCCAAAUCAUAAAAGAGAACAGCAGAGAAGAUCUGAGUGGUGAGCAAUCUGAAGAUGCUGGUUUAACCAUGAAACCAACAUCUGAGCAGAGAAAACCUCCUCUGAACCUGGUCCUGUGUGGUAGAAGAGAAAAAGAGAAGACUUCAGCAGCUGAGACCAUUUUAGGUCAGACAGAGCUUCAUUCAGCCUCCAGCUCGUCUGGUAAAACCCAGGGAGAGGUGUGUGGACGUCGUGUUUCCCUGCUGGAGCUGCCUGCCUUGUAUGGAAAACCUCAGGAGGCAGUGAUGGAGGAAUCAUUCAGGUGUAUCUCCCUCUGUGAUCCUGAGGGCGUCCAUGCCUUCAUCCUGGUCCUACCUGUGGGUCCCCUCACUGAUGAAGACAAGGGAGAGUUAGAGACCAUCCAGAACACAUUCAGCUCUAAAGUCACAGACUUCACCCUGAUUCUGUUCACUGUGGAGUCAGAUCCUACAGCUCCAGAUGUUGUUGACUUUAUACAGAGCAGAGACAUCCAGGAGCUCUGUCAGAGCUGUGGAGGAAGAUCUGUUGUUGUCAGCAUGAAGGACAAGCAGCAGAUCCCAGAGCUGCUGGAUCAAGUGGACAAGAUGACAGAUGGAGGAUCCAAAAAUUUCAGUAAGGACAUGUUCACUGAGGCUCUGAUGAAGGUUUUGGAGCUUACAGUUCAGCUGCAAAGGAGUGAGGUUGAAAAUGUGAGCAGAGAAACUCUCAGGAUGGUCCUGAUCGGGAAGUCUGGGAGCGGGAAAAGUGCAACUGCAAACACGAUUUUAGGUAAAAACCAUUUUAAACCCAAAAUCGCCCCAAAGCCAUCGACCAAGUCCUGUGAGAAAGCAACAGGAGAACCUGAUGGACGGCCAGUCGCUGUGGUCAACACUCCUGCACUGUUUGAUGCAACUCUGUCUGAUGAUGAAUUUCAGUGGGAGAUUCUAAAAUCCAUCAGUCUGUUGUCUCCUGGACCUCAUGUGUUCUUACUGGUGCUGCAGAUUGGGAGCUUCAUACAGAAAGACGAGGACUGUGUGGAGCAGAUCAAGAGAUGUUUUGGGAAGAAGUCACAAGAUUUCAUCUUCAUCAUUUUCACCAGAGGAGAUGAGCUGGAAGAUCAGCUGUUUGAGAACUACCUCAGUAACUGUGAGGGCUUUGCGAAACUCAUCCGGGACUGUGGAGGCAGAUACCAGGUCUUCAACAACAAAGAUCCAACAAACCGCACACAAGUUAAAAAGCUGCUGAACAACAUCGACAUCAUGGUGGAGAAGAACGGCGGCAGGUACUUCACCUCUGAGAUGAUCGACGACACUAAGGAGUUAUUAGAGAUACAGCUGGAGAGAAUCCAGAAAGAGAAGGACUACGAGAUGAAGAAGAAGGAGGAGAACCUCUUGAAGAAACACCAGGAAGAUUUAAAAUUACUGCAGAUGAAAUACAGAGAGCAAACUGAACAGGAGAGAAAACUGAGAGAGAAGCAGCUGAAGGAGAAAGACGAACGCAUCAACAAGGAACGAGAGUUGAGGAAGAAAGAACGAGAGGAAGACGAGAAGAGACGAAGGAAAGAAGAAAAUCAGAAACAGGAGUGGAAGAGGAAAGCAGAAGCUGCAGAGAAUAAGCUUCGGUCAGAAAGAGAGCAGAGGGAGAACGCUGAGAGGAAGCUGGAGCUGACCAGGAGAGAAAUGAAGAAAGAACGAGAUGCCUGGGACAAAGAAAAGAAGGAGAUCUAUGAACGAAUGCAUCAGGAGGGCCGAGAGGUUCUGGAGGAUGAGAGGACCAGAAACAGGAAGCUGCUGGAAGAGCUCUACCAGAAGAGGAAGAAAUGGAUGUAUGCUUUCAUUGGUUUGCUGCUGUUGUUUUUACUGUGUUAUGUGUUUUUGAAGUGAUGCAGCAAACUCUAAAACACACACAGCAUCUGACAUAGACAUGCUGAGUAUCUGCAACUGGUGAAGAUCCUGCUUCGUCCCAACAGAACCAGCUCCAGGAACACAUCAGGAACUGCAACCUCCACAGACCUUAAUCUGAUCAAACGUCCAGCACAAAUAGAUGAAUUUCCCAGAGAAAAGUGAACGUGAGAUGUAGCAAAGCUUUUACCAGUCACUGUUAGGUCCUCGCUGCCCCCUGGUAUGAUCUUGUCGUUGAGGUUUUGUGCCUCUAGUGGAGUGUUAAAGGUUCUGGUCGGUGCUUUGUGUUCCCAGGAGUCGGCGGGUGAAUCGUUCCAUGUCAGAUGUUCAGGUUCUGCAGCUGCUGAUGGACUGAGUCUUGUUCUUUCUGCUGCUUGUGAAUCUCUGCAGACAGAUCAGUAGAAUCUCACUGCUGGUUCUUGUAUUUAAUGCCUUUCAGUUUGUAGAUCACCUUCAGUUUGUCCCUGUGGUUAAAGAACUUCAUCAUCAGCGUUCUUGGAGGGGAGUUGGCUUCCCUGUCCAGUCCGACCCAGUAUGUUCUCUCCAGAACUAUUUGGCCGUUGAUCUCCAGUAUUUCUGGCAUCCAUUUUUUCCAAGAAGGCAGGUUUACCAGCCUCAGGUUAUUUACUCAGGACCUCAUCUCCAGGUUUGACACCUUUUCCUGCAAAGCUCUGUUAGGUUUCUCCAGUUUUUUUUAACUUUAGCUCUCAUUGCAGACACUUUAUUAUCCAUCAUUUAUAUCUGUAGCCUGGUCUGUGACGCUCUUUCAGUCCGAUAUCUAUUUCCUGAGCCAUCAAGUUUGGAGAAGAACUCGGACUUCACAUCGCUAAUUGCCUUCUGUAUGGUGUCAGUGUUUUAGCUUGCUGGGCUACACUGCUAGCGCUAAAGGUAGUUAGCUUUGCUUGCUUCAUCGUUUUCCCUUUUUCUUUACUCAUCGGCAUCGCAGUACUUAGCAGAGUAGUUUGUCAUCACUUGUUCUGCAGAACCAGGUCAUAGACAGAUACUUUAUUAAUCGAGGGAAAUUCAAGGUGUUUCAUCUUUCCAGGGCGCCGCCAUAACCAGAAGUCGACUCAACAAAACUUCUAUCACUACUGAUAAAUGAUUCAUUCAGAUUCUGAAUCUGAUUGAAUCAUUUAUCAGUAAUUAUGAGUCACAUGACGAACCUCUGAGGAUGGCUGAGUCGCUGUUUCAUUGAUGUUUGUACCGACUUUAAGCAGGCAGCACCUCAGAUGUGCCAAAACCUGAGUUGUUAAAGUUUCUCCUGCACAUAUUAAGAAGGUGUUUUAUGUCAGACCUGAAUCAUUGUUAGAAUUUGAAAUGGUCUCUUCACCACAGACCAGUGAUUUUACAUUUAAAGUUUACAAGUUUGGUCUUUUCAGAGAAUCAUCUAUGAACCCCAGACUGCUCUUUGUCAUCACUAUCUGUUAUCUGCUUCCUUGUGCAAAGCCUCAUGUACUGUACAUACAUUAAUAUAAGGAAUGUGAGUUUUUAUUCAAGGUUUUAGCACUAAACUGGACAUUAAUAUAUAAAGUAUUGUAUUUUUAGUUGAUAUGUUAAAACACAAGCUUAGACUGAUGACCAGCAUCCCUAACACAAUGUCUCACUGUUUUGUCACUUGAUUGUCAUUUUUAAUUUUAUGGUUUGUAAAAAUUCACUGGAAACCUAAAUUUGAGGCAUUUGAUUAAUUUCAAAUGGAAGUGUGAUGCAUGUUGAGUCACACCAACAUAAGAGACAAGAAUGGAUUUACACUGGACUCAUAAGAGAAAAUGUUUUGAAAAUGGUCACUUGGUGGCGCUAUCUACACAACAUGAGCUACUCCAGCAUUAAAGCAGUGCUCUGUCCCAGUAGUACUGCAGUAGAAAUACUCUGUAGUACUACUAGGAUAGAAAAAAGAUCAAACCUUAGUGUGUUGGUAAGAAAAGGAAGACUUGAUCCUGUUGUAGACCUAAUCCUGUUUGUUUUUAUUUUGUAUGAAUCUGUCAUUACUGUGAAUCUGCAGAGCAAAAUGGAACAAAAGCAAAAUAUUUUUCUGAUGUAAUAAACAGUAGUUCCAGUAAAGUUUAACUACCUCUGA
This is a messenger RNA of Acanthochromis polyacanthus (spiny chromis), 4834 nucleotides long. RefSeq names its product GTPase IMAP family member 8-like. The coding region runs from base 283 to 2742 and encodes 819 amino acids. Lineage: Eukaryota; Metazoa; Chordata; Actinopteri; Pomacentridae. Gene Ontology annotation, molecular function: GTP binding. The transcript is spliced from 4 exons. The record is from RefSeq and is a predicted model, not a curated record.